CGCGCGCGGCCUUCAGUCCACCACGAGCCGGGCACCCGCCGACACGUCGCGCCACUCGCCGCUCCGCCACCGCGCACACUCCACGACUCUCAACACGCGAUUGUGUCCACUAGUGAGCGUGCGCCCUUUCUCUCACGCGCAGUGUUCGUGCCGCGUUCGUGAAUGCAAAACCGGACUACUCUCUUAACACUACACAGCCAGCAGUACGCAGCCGUUUGGACCAUUCAAACUUUUCGACAGGGCGAGAAAGAGCAACCACGGCAUGACUGCUACUCAAGGUGGCGGGCGUGAAGACGACCGUCCCGACAAGGACACCGUGUACUCCGUGAAGACCGGCUACAAGAACGAUGCCUACCAACACGACCUGGACCUCAACAGCGACAUCGUCAAACCGCCGCCCAUAGCCGAGGAGGAAACCUACCCCACAGGCAAAGUCAAACUACCCAGAAACGAAAAAUGGAGAAUAUUAAAAAACGUGGCGGCAGUAAGCUGCGCGUUCAUGGUUCAGUUUACGGCGUUCCAGGGCACGGCCAACCUGCAGUCGUCGAUCAACGCGCGCGACGGGCUGGGCACCGUGUCGCUCAGCUCCAUCUAUGCGGCCCUCGUGGUCUCCUGCAUCUUCGUGCCCACGUUCCUAAUCAAGAGGCUGACGGUGAAGUGGACGCUGUGUCUGUCCAUGAUGUGCUACGCGCCGUACAUCGCGGCGCAGUUCCACCCCGCGUUCUACACGCUGGUGCCGGCCGGCGUGGUGGCGGGGCUGGGUGCCGCGCCCAUGUGGGCCUCCAAGGCCACCUACCUCACGCAGGCGGGUAGCGUCUACGCCAAGCUCACGGACCAAGCGGUCGAUGGCAUCAUCGUGCGGUUCUUCGGCUUCUUCUUCCUCGCUUGGCAAACGGCUGAGCUCUGGGGAAAUCUUAUUUCUAGUUUAGUAUUCUCAUCGGGCGUGCAUGCCGGCGGCGCUGCCAAGGACAACUCCAGCAGCUCGGUGCCGGCAUGUGGCGCCAACUUCUGCAUGAUCGGCGGCGGCCAUCACGACAACCAGAACCUCCACCGGCCCCCGGAUGAGGAGAUCUACGAGAUCAGCGCCAUCUAUCUGUCGUGCGUGUUUGUGGCUGUGCUUAUGGUCGCGCUACUGGUUGACCCGCUGUCUAGGUACGGAGAGAAACAAAGACAGACAGAUCCAUCAAAGGAGCUGUCAGGUAUUCAACUGCUCUCGGCCACGGCGUAUCAGCUCAAGAAACCGAACCAACAACUCCUAAUUCCUAUCACACUGUGGAUCGGAAUGGAGCAAGCCUUCAUUGGAGCUGAUUACACGCAGGCCUACGUAUCUUGCGCGCUCGGCAUAAGAUCGAUCGGGUACGUGAUGAUCUGCUUCGGCGUGGUGAACGCGCUCUGCUCCCUUCUCUUCGGUUCGGCCAUGAAGUACAUCGGAAGGUUCCCCAUCCUGGUCAUGGGGGCGGCCCUGCACUUGGGGCUGAUCGUCUGGCUCCUCAUCUGGAGGCCCAGCGCUGAGUCGCCGACCACUUUCUUCAUCAUCUCUGGCCUGUGGGGCGUCGGUGAUGCCGUCUGGCAGACGCAGGUUAACGGGUUGUACGGGGUGCUAUUCCGUCGCAACAAGGAGGCCGCAUUCUCCAACUUCCGCCUGUGGGAGAGCGCCGGGUUUGUGGUGGCGUAUGCAUACUCCACGCACCUGUGCGCGCGUAUGAAGCUCUACGUCAUGAUGGUGGUGCUGCUCGUCGGCGUCGUCGGAUACGUCAUCGUCGAGAUACUGCACAAGAGAAAGGCUCGCCGGCUCAAGGCCAUCGCGGAGGACCCGGCGAUCGCCGCCGAGGCAGCCAAGCAGCCCCCCGAAGAAGACGACGAGAAGGAUGAGAUCGAUGACGAAAUCAUCAUCACGCAUCUGUAGAGAGCCCCGCCGCUCGCUCGGCCGCAAACAGCCUGACCUAACAAUUCAACUAUCAUUUGCCAUAAAUAUCCUGUUGGUACAAACACAGAGAUCAAACCGUCAAACAUAGGUACGGUUACAAAUUGAAUAAAUUUUAGUUAAGAUUUGCUUCGAGAAUGUUUUCGAAGCGCAUGUUAAUUAGAUGACUUGCAAGUACAAAUGUUUAGUGCCUAUGGACGGUUGGCUUCCUGCGUGUCUACCGGUAUAAGACACCGGGGCAUUGUCAUACUGCAGUGUCCGGUUCCCGCUGUUGCUAGCUGUUGAAACAAACACCCAACUACGUAGGUAUACUAUUCGCGUUCGAGUGUAUUAAAAUCUUAUUAAUAAAGCUUAAGCUUUAACUAUAUUCUUCUUCGGUUUAUGGAUGUUCUUUACCAGUAAGAUAAUGCCCUUUUGUGUAAACAUAAUAUACUUACGUAUUGUUUUAUCAAUGUUUUAUCUUGAAAAUGUUCUCAUUACAGUAUUGCAAUCUGAUCUUUUUGUGUUACAAAUUAAAUAAAAAAGAAUAUAAUUUGUACUUAUACAAAAAAAUAUUUUUAUUUGAUUAACUUAAUAGUCGUGAUGACAGGUUUUUAUUGCGAUUACAGCCUUUCAGAAUGAGGCAUAUUUUAAACGUUAACGUUCGGUGAUUUCGGAAAUCUCAAUUAUGUAUAAUUUUACAAAACAAUUCUAAUCGAUAUCGUAGUUACUUUUGUAUAGUAUUUUUUGUAGUAAAGUGAAAAAUCUAUAUUUGAGUACCGAGUAUUUUAUGCUAUCGCCGGGUUAUAUUAAUGUUAUUGUCUUUUGAUAACUUUUCAGAUACCUAACAGCCUAAAACUAAAUUUAUUUAUUAUGAUACUUGAUUUUUAGUAAAACUUCUCAGGGGCCUAAUUAUACCCGAAUAUCUGUGAAGUGAAUAAUGCGUACUUAUUUGUUUAUUUAUGUAGUCAGUAAGAUAUUGAAUCGUGCAUGCUUCUCUGCAUACCCAAUCAAGGGUCAUAGGUGUCAGUAUUUAUGGUAUGGAAACCUAUUAAAUUAAUGAAUAACAUGUCUAAACCCCACUUAUUCUCGUAGUAUUGGAGAGUAUAUUACCAGUAGGCAAAGGCAACCAUGAAGCAUAAUUAAAUUAGUAACUCCAUUCAGAUGAAUUAAUUGUCUACAAAGGUAUAAUUUUCUAUGAUUUUAUAUAAGUACAUGUACCUAUGUAUUUUGUAGUUACUGUUCACAUUCUUAUUAAAUUGAAUUAUCUAUGAAGCAGGGUCACAUGUAUAAAAUAUUUUAUCUAUUAUACUUCUCUGCUUUUGGUCAAUCUAGCCCACAUACCAUAUGACCAAGACUACGCACAAGCAAACUUCAGUAUGAAUACCAAAUUGCUUAAAGAUAGCUGGGCACGGUAGUUUUCUUUUCAUGGUCUAUUUUGUAAUGAUUUCUUAAUACCUACCAUCGCUACCAGACCAACAGCCCAGCUUAGGUACUAAUUCGAGCUAUACCUAACGCUACCUUUAGUUCUCUGUCACAUGACCUCGUUGUGGAUGGGAUCUUUCAUAGCUUUUUCCAUAGCUCGCUGAGUGACUUUCAGUUUGUGAACCAUUCCCACUGUAAGUGUCCACGUUUCAGCCCCGUAGAAUAUAGGUGCCUAUGUGAAUGCAUAUCCCUUCACAAGCGCUGUCUAGGUUAUAUGGUCUGUGAUCUAGCACUAGAAUUAUUAAAUUAAUUUUAAUGUCGUCAUAAUUUUAUAUCUCAAUACAAAGAUUUAAUCAGUAGUUCCACCAUUGUGAUACGACUUUUGAAAUGUAGAUAAUUUGUAAAAGAGGAAAUUUACUCGUGAUUGAUUUGCACACUGACAUCUGAGUACCAAAUGUACUAAUUUUUAUUUAAGUAGAUCAAAAUAAAUUAUAUAUAAUAUCACUUUAAUUAUUCCAUUUCGAUUUAAGAUACGUAUUUUUAAUUAUUAAUUCACUCUGUUCAUGGAGCCAUCAUCAAUCAGUAAUUUGCUAUUUGUUAACUAUGUUUUCUGAUACUUAUUUUGAGCAGGGUGGAUUGGGUGUUUUAGGUCUUUUAGAUGAAUAUAUAAUUUCAUUUCUUUUUCAAUAUCUGAUACUUUUACUGUACAUCCGAACGCCGUAGAAUCUCAAGGUCUGCCCAAGCUAAGUGAUAUCUUAGGUUUGGUGAAACUGUGUCAUAAAUUUUUAAUUGUAAUAUUGCGUAAAGGUGCAUUAGUGUACGUGCCUUUACGAUUGUAAUACUUUGACAAGGUACUUAGUACUAAUUGGUAAUACAAAUAGAACUACGUGAUAAUAAUCAUUAAAAAUGUUUAAUUACUAGAAUUUAUUUUAUUACGAGUUUAGUGUUGAUUUUAAGUGAUGAAUAUAUUUAGAAUUAUAAAUAGGUAAAUAAAAUUGUUCUAUUUUUAGACAUAACACAUUAUUUCUAUCAAUAAAUUUAUGUAAUAUUAUAAAUAAUUAAAUUAAGCCUUUAUCACUUAAUUGAAAUAAAUUUUAAAACUGUUUUGUCUUUGAAUGUUUAUAUUUCGAGGAUUAAAUAAAGUGAUCUGAUUCAA
Molecule: messenger RNA, 4484 nt
Organism: Plutella xylostella (diamondback moth)
Lineage: Eukaryota; Metazoa; Arthropoda; Insecta; Lepidoptera; Plutellidae
Product: UNC93-like protein
Biological process (GO): regulation of muscle contraction; regulation of potassium ion transport
Cellular component (GO): striated muscle dense body; plasma membrane
Molecular function (GO): potassium channel regulator activity
Source: RefSeq, a predicted model, not a curated record